Molecule: messenger RNA, 5531 nt
Organism: Amyelois transitella
Lineage: Eukaryota; Metazoa; Arthropoda; Insecta; Lepidoptera; Pyralidae
Gene: lqf
Product: epsin-2
Exons: 13
Coding region: 454-1941 (495 amino acids)
Biological process (GO): endocytosis
Cellular component (GO): plasma membrane; clathrin vesicle coat; endosome
Molecular function (GO): clathrin binding; phospholipid binding
Source: RefSeq, a predicted model, not a curated record
UCCGUGCGUGUGUCACCGGUUUAGGACCAUUAUAUUGUUUAUCAUCUUUUUUAUUUCACAAUUUAUUAUCGUGCCUUUUAUUUUACUUUUUGUACAUUCAAUUGAAUUGAAUAUUUAAGUUGUGAAUAAAUUUAUUAGUUGCAUUUUUUUUUGCUCAGUUUACCGUAAUGAAAAAAUGACCGGAUGAGUUGUUGGAGGACAUGUUGAUCACAGUCACGAUUUGUCAAUUCGUCAAAAAGUGUUUUGUUUAGACAGGAAUUAAACAAAAUUUUACAGUUUACCUAGUGAUAACAUACUGUGUGAUGCGAAAGUAAUAUAAUAUGUGACAUAAAUUUACGCUAAUAAGUUUGUAAAAAGUGUAAAAUUAAAUCGUAGUGUCUCGUUGUCAUUUGAAGGCGCACAUCAUACGCACUUGGCUGGUUUUUGACUAAAUACACCUUUUAGCACGGCAAAAUGCCCCGCGGCCGGGACGAAAUGCAAGUGAACGUGUCGGGAUUGCGGCGAAACAUCAAGAACCUCGCGCACAACUACUCAGAUGCCCAGGUCAAAGUGCGCGAGGCGACCUCCAACGACCCAUGGGGCCCGUCCAGCACCCUCAUGGCGGAGAUUGCCGACCUCACCUACAACGUGAUGGCGUUCACGGAGAUCAUGCAGAUGAUAUGGAAGCGGCUGAACGACCACGGCAAGAACUGGAGGCACGUGUACAAAGCACUGGUGCUGAUGGAGUAUCUGAUCAAGACUGGCAGCGAGAAGGUCGCGAUGCAGUGCAAGGAGAAUAUUUACGCGAUACACACGCUCAAGGACUUUCAGUACAUGGAGGAGGGGAAGGACCAGGGUCUAAACGUGAGAGAAAAGGCGAAGCAACUAGUAAAUCUAUUAAAAGACGAAGAACGCUUGAAGAACGAGCGUGCGCGUGCGCUGAAAGCGAAACAGCGCUUCGCUCAGAGCGCCAGCGCUUUCGGUAGCGACGGCGCGCUGGAUACGCCAUCAAGUCCUACUUAUCCCGCGCUGAACAGCGCCGAGCCGGCGGAGUGGGCGGGCGGGCGGGAGGCGGAGCUGGCGCGGCCGCUGACGGCGGGCGAGGAGGAGCUGCAGCUGCAGCUGGCGCUGGCCAUGUCGCGCGAGGAGGCCGAGCGCGAGGAGCGGCGGCGGCGCUCCGACGACGUGCGGCUCCAGCUGGCCAUCAGCCAGUCGCAGAACGACUUCCAGACCACAGGCACAGUGCCGGAGAAGAAGCCUGAACAGCAGUCUCAUCUCCUGGACCUGCUGGAUGUGAACCUGUCUCCGGCCGCGGCUCCCGUCGACGCCUGGGGCAACAACGCCGCGAGACAGGAGACGUCAUCGGACGCGUGGUCGGGUGUGGGGAGCCCCGCGCCCGACCCCUGGGCCCCCGCUGCCGCGCUCGAUCCCUGGGCGCCGCUCGCGCAGAGUAAAUCGCAAGCGUCAAUAUCAUCGCCGUCGUCGGGCGAGCUGGAGCAGUUCGAUGCGCUGUCGCAGCGGCCGCGCGCUGUCGCAGCCAACAACAACUCUGAACCUGACCCCUUUGACCUGACCACGCUCGGCGAUAACCUAACCUCAAAAUCACCGCCGCCCAGCACCGGAGCCAUAAAGAAGUCCCCAUCAGCUUUCCUCGGGGAGAACUCCUCGCUGGUGAACCUGGAGCGGCUGCUGCAUUCUCCACCAGCUCCCAACCCGUUCGCAGCGGAGCCCCCUCGUCAGAUGUUUGUGCCGCCGCAGCCGGCGCGGCUCACUAUCAAUGAGCUGAAACAACAACAAAUGGGUCUAACCGGUGUUAAUUUCCCGCCUUCUACGUCGCCGGCGUUCUCCACGGCCAGUGUCACCGGCAACGGGCAGCACACAGCCGGCGCGGCGGAGCCGUGGGCGGCGGCGCGCGCGUCGCCGUGGUCGCCGCAGCACACGCCCAACCCCUUCCUGUCCUAGCGCUCGCACGCGGAUGUAUGGUGUGUCCACUAGCGCCCCGCUAACUGCGCCCACGCCGGCCGACGCGUAAAUAACAAUCGCUAUUUAUAUAUUUAUUACAAUCAAUCGCACUACCAAUAAAUUACAAACGAGAGUUUACACAAAUCUCUCACAAGAUGGCGUUGGUCGCAAUUUUUAAACUUGAAACGAAGCGGAAAACUUUGAAUAUAAAUUGGUAUUUUCAAAGCGGAUUAUAUUCAAAUUUACCCGUAUAAAGUCGCAACAAAUUGAAAAAAAAAUUUAGUUGAAAAAUCUAGGAGUUACAUCACACAUACUAUAUGAAUUUGUACGCUAAAUAAACUGUGAAUUUUUUUUCUUCACCCCGGCCAAUUUGCGAGGAGCCAUAAAUUGAAUUUAAAACUACGUAGUCAAUGUUGCCAGCAUUCAAAUAGUUUACACGAUGGAGAAGCAUUGCUGCCAACAUUCAAAUAGAAUUGCCGUGACGUCACACUGACCUUUACAGGUUGAAGGUCGCCGUGUUAUAUAUUGCAUUUAUUGUGACAGAUAUUUUUAGAAAUUAAUAUUGAUUAUGGCUUCUCGUGAAUUGCCUUGAGUUAUUAAAUUGUAUUAAAUAAAAUAUAAUAUGUACAUUGUCUAAAAAAAUUGAUUGAACAAAAAAAAAUUACUAGUAUAUGACAUUGAAUUUUUUUUUUUUUAAUUAUCAAAUGAAAUUCAACAUAGAAAUUAUUAUUUUUUUAACAGUUCGGCGUCGGCGCUGUCCCAAAAUCACUUUAAUUUCUAUAUGUGUAGAGUCGAAAUCAUUAGGGCAGUAUAUUUUCGCUUGGACCUUUUCAAAAUUGAACGGUGUAUGUUUAUAUGGUGUAGGAUAACGAAUUAAAUAAGAGGGUAAAAUUAAAUUUAUAUGGACUGGUGAAGCUGUGACGUCAUUGUAUGGAAAGCGCGGUACGGCCGAUGUACAAAUAUACAGACAUACAUUUAUAUGUACGUGGUUUUAACACUAGCCAAAUUUACAGAAUAAUCUGACAUAUAGCCUACAGAUAAAAUAUUUCGCAUGAAAGAGAAAUAAGAAGGACUUUUUGUUUCAUAUUUGCUCUAGUUAUAUACAUAUAUAUGUACGCGCCACGUCUAUAUCCCUUGCGGGGUAGACAAGAGUCAACAGUCUCGAAAGAACUGAAAGGCCACGUUCAGCUUUGUGAUGGAAUUGAUAUUUAAAUAGGGACAGUCCAUCGCCUACAUGAGGAACCUUAAGUUUAAAAGUCAAUCCUUUAGUCGCGUUUUACGACACCCAUGGGAAACAUAUGUAGUGGUUCUAUUCUGAAGUGCCACAAACCACACAGCUUUAGUACUUCGAUAGAUUUUUUUUAGUCGAAGCUAUAAUUCCGAUAUACGAAGUGGUCUGAUAAAUCGCUCAAUUUGUAUGACACGGCAAAAAUAUUUUUUCACUAGCUUACGCGCGAGGCUUCACUGCUGUGGGAAUUGCUGGAAUGGAAUCAGCCUGUAUAUAGUUUGACUUUACUAUGUCUAUACACUUUGUCUUUUCUUAAGAGAUCCAGCGGUUCAGCUGUUAAACAAACAUUUUCAUUUAUCAACGAGAUUGUUAACUUUGGAAUCUUUAAAAAGUCGAUGAAAUUCAAGAAUUAAGUUUGUUAAAAAAUUGCCGUGUGGUUCCCGGCACCAUUUGAAAAAGAAUAGGACCACCCCAUCUCUUUCCCAUGGAUGUCGUAAAAGGCGACUAAGGGAUAAGGGAUAGGCUUACAAACUUGGGAUUCUUCUUUUAGGCGACAGGCUAGCAACCUGUCACUAUUUGAAUCUCAAUUCUAUAUCAUUAAGCCAAACAUCUGAACGUGGCCUAUCAGUCUUUUUAAGACUGUUGGCUCUGUCUGCCCCGCAAGGGGUAUAGACGUGAUUAUAUGUAUGUAGGUAUUCAGAAAAUUUGGUUUGUGUUAAGAAGUCAACUAGCCUCCGUUGCCACGCGCGACGCAGUUUCUGCCGCGUGCAAAAACUAUCGCUGUCCCGUUCCACGUCAUAAUAAGAAGCGAGAUGGCGAUAUAUUUUUCACGCGGUAAAGCAUCGCGCGUGUACGCAUGGGAGCUGUAUGUAUAUAUAUUUCAUAUCUAUUCUUUCAUAAACCCAUCAUCAUGUUAUAUUAUUUUAUGUUUGGAUAAACAUCCCAAAUCAAUAUUUUAUAUGUAAUGUAUCAUAAGUGAAACUAAUGUUUUCUUUUUUUUUUCUAAUAAAUUAUAUUGCGACAUUUUUUUUCUAUUAUUUCUUUUUUCACAUUUUUUUUUUUUUGGUUUCUACGCAUUUAUUCUGUAAUAUGAAAUUAUUCUCGUCGAAUUUGAUCCAAACAACGAAACCUUACAAAUUUUAAUGUAGUUUAUGAAUGUAAUGUCAUAAAUUGAAAUCAAGUUUAUUUUCCAAAGAUAAAUUAAUUUACUCUGCUGCACCAGAAUACUUACAAAAAAUAUUUGCAAAAGAAAUUUCAAUUGUAAAUUUGUUUGUUUACUCUUUAUUGUAUACUAGCGACCCGCCCCGGCUUCGCACGGGUGCAAAAUUCGGAAAAAAUUAUACAUAAUAACCUUCCUCUUGAAUCACUCUACCUGUUACAAAAAACCGCAUCAAAAUCCAUUGCGUAAUUUUAAAGAUUUAAGCAUACAGACAAACAGACUAAAAUAGCGACUUUGUUUUAUACUAUGUAGUGAUGAAAAUGUGUAUAACAAAUUACAAAACAGUCAUUGGAUUUUAGAAGAUUAUGUUACAAUGGCGGACUUUCCCAAUUAGGAUCUCUUCCAGUCAACCAAAAUUAAUUUGAGUGCGUUUAUUUCUUUAUAUAUUUAUGUACAUGAAGGAAAAAAUAAAAACAGAACUUAAACUAAAGAGAAAAUUCAGUAUAAGGGUAUUACUUAUUUCUAGAGAAAUUUCUUCCAAUAGCGACAGGAACAUGUAAACAAAUGCGUUUAUUUUCGAUGUACCUGACGGUAAGCAAAAUCGAGGUCUAAGGUACAUGCAAGUUUAAUUUAUGCCUGUUUAUCACGUGAUAUACCUAAUUCGACGAGAUUUCGGCAAAGCAUAUAUAUGAAUGUAUGAAUUAAAGAUUAAUUUGAAAUAACGCAACUAAUAUAUUUCAUCGUCAUACUGAAUAACUGAAUAUAUUUCAUCGUUCUUUCCACAAGGCAAAAAUAAACUAUGCAAUAAGGAAUGGAAAUUUAUGUAACUUGUGAGAGAAAUGAAGAGACAGAUUUACACUUUAUUUUUGAAUAGCAGGACUACUUAUCAAUUUCUUCAUAACUCCACUGUUACCGAUUUUUAAACGAAAAUACAAUAAAACAUAUCUUUAUUGUAAACAAAUACACGUGUUGUUGAGCAAAGGCGGAUUUAUCGCUUAGCAAUCUCUUCCAGCCAACCAGACUAUUAUAUAAUAGAUUUCCCCCGGCCGCGCUUGCCAUUUGCUAGUUAAUUAUCACGGCAUGACUAUAUGAAAUAAAAUACGAGUGUGCAUUUUGUACAAGUUUCUCUCUCAUUUUGAGCGUACCCUCAGUCGUCAUUUAGAGGGCCUAGGACUCAUCUUUUGGCAUCCCUAAGUUCCAUUU